CCAUUGAAAAUUUGCCAGGAUAUGCUGUCACACUGCAGCCGGGAAGCAAUUUUUAUCGGGUCAUAAGCGGUCACACUGCUGCACAACCCAAAAGAAAUAACUAAAAUAUAAUUAAUUAACGAAAUAUUGCACUAAAAGCGAACUUAAUCCAGCCGUGGCAGCCUCACCCCGCCGCCCCCGCCACGCAGUACACAACACGCCCCCCGGCGGCCAGGCAGUUACUCGGCCAAAUUCAGACGCCAUUUCGCAAAUUUUUUUUGCGAAAAUUUUGUUCUGGGCAGGAAAAACUUUGCGAAAUAAUAGUUGCCGACGAGUUUGGGGUUCGCAACUAUGAAACUGUGAGUCUGCAGCUUAAAAGUAAGCCCAAAUCGAAAAUUUCGAGCAACGGGACAGAUAAAGUGAAAAUUUUUGUUUAUAGAUUUUUGCAACUGUGCCCGCUGAGCAAGAAUAUGUAAACUUAAAGGAGCCAGUUCUUAUUGGAAAAAGGACAAUAAGAUCGAGAGAGUGAGACGGACAGUCAGGGUGACAGGGAGCGCCAGGAGUCGCCGACCAACAGUGCCUCAAACCAGCAACAACAACAACAACAAAACGACGAACAGACAACUGGCAACUCCCCGCAUCUCGCAACUUGGACACCGGACACUUCACAACUGCCAUAAUCCAGGAACAACCCAAAGCCAAAACAAAAAUAUAUACAUUUAUUGUUAAAAAAAAACAAGAAAAUACCGCCCAGUGUAGACUGCAGUAGGAUUACUAAGACACAUAGAAGUAGGGCUCCUACUACAACUUCGCCGCCUCCAAGUCCGUCUCCAUAUCUCCUCUGGAUUAAACCAAUUUUGCUUCCGCUGCUGUGCAGGAUCACGACAACGAGGAAGCUGCGUUAGCUUGGGAGGAGCACCUAUUGUCACAAUGACGUUCGACACGCGCAGGCAAGCCGGCGGCCAGCCGGGCAGCACAUCGACCAGCAGCAGCAGCACGACAGCGACUACCACCACGACCAGUCCGGCGCAGAGCAUGGGAUCAGUCACGGGGACAGGCACUGGCACUGGCAGUGGCAGUGGCAGUGGCGCUGGCACAGUCACCACCACAUCGAUCAUCGGAGGUGGCGUUGGCGGGGGCCAAGUGACGAGCAACACCCAGGAGCAACAGACGCCAUCGGUGGGCAACAGAAGUGCCGAAGUCACCGACGUGGUGGCCUCGUCUUCGGCGAGUAGCGUAGACAGCACCGUGACACUAGUGCCUCCAGAGAAGCUGAUAUCCUCGUUUCCCACGACCAAGCUACGCAUGCUGACCCAGAAGAUUUCCAAUCCGCGCUGGGUGGUGCCUGUGCUGCCGGAGCAGGAGCUGGAAGUGCUGUUGAACGCGGCCAUUGAACUGACUCAGGCUGGUGUCGACCACAACUGCGAGCCGUGCGUGGAGUUCUACCGCAACGGGCUGACAACAUCUUUCGCCAAAAUCCUCACCGACGAGGCGGUGAACUCGUGGAAGUACAACAUCCAUCAUUGCAUCCUGGUGUCCUGCGGCAAGCUACUUCACUUGAUAGCCAUUCACAUGCAACGCGAUAAUCCCUACCUGCUGGAUCUUCUGGCGAUAGUCUUCGAUCCGGAGAACAAGUUCAACACCUUCAAUGCAGCCCGCCAUCCGGUGUGCUUCGCCACUCCAGACGCUAUCUGGGGCCCGCUGGACAGCAACAAAAUGUUCGCCAAACCGCCGCCAGAACCGAAGAAUGCGCGUGGGUGGCUGGUAGAUCUCAUUAAUCGUUUCGGCCAACUCGGCGGCUUCGACAAUCUUCUGGAACGGUUCAACAGUGGGCUGGAGCUGCUGAAGCGAAAUCAGAACAAGCCCACUGCCAAGGAAGCUAGCGAUGGCCAGGACAACCGUCUAACGCUCGCCCUCAUCCACAGUCUGCUGCGGCCAUUUGGCCAGUGCUAUGAGCUGCUGACUCCCGCCACCAUCGCCAAGUACUUCAUGCCGACCUGGAAUGUUGUGCUGGACCUGCUGGACAGCUUCACAGACGAGGAAUUGAAGCGCGAAGUGAAGCCUGAGGGCCGGAACGACUACAUUAAUGGAAUCGUGAAAUCGGCACGCUUUCUGGCCAGCCGCUUGACCGGCCAGGAAGAGCUGAUCCGCGAUCUGGAGAUGUUUCGGCUGAAGAUGAUCCUGCGGCUACUUCAGGUGUCUAGCUUUAAUGGCAAAAUGAACGCUCUCAACGAGAUUAACAAGGUGCUCUCCUCUGUGGCCUACUACUCGCACCGCUCGCAGCCGCUCCCCCAUUGCAUGCCGGAGGACGAGAUGGACUGGCUGACGGCUGAGCGAAUGGCGCAGUGGAUAAAGUCCUCGGACGUGCUGGGCAUUGUGCUUAAGGACUCGUUGCACCAGCCCCAAUACGUGGAAAAGCUGGAGAAGAUCAUCCGCUUCCUUAUCAAGGAGCAGGCUCUUACGCUCGACGAUCUGGACGCGGUGUGGCGAGCCCAGGCGGGAAAACACGAAGCGAUUGUGAAGAACGUCCACGAUCUGCUGGCGAAGCUGGCUUGGGAUUUUACCCCCGAGCAGCUGGACCAUCUCUUCGAAGCGUUCCAGGCCAGCAUGACCACCGCCAACAAGAGGCAAAGGGAGCGGCUCCUGGAACUGAUUCGACGACUGGCCGAGGACGACAAGAACGGAGUGAUGGCCCAGAAGGUGCUGAAACUCUUCUGGACCUUGGCCCAUAGUCAGGAGGUGCCGCCGGAGGUGCUGGAUCAAGCGCUGGGCGCCCACGUCAAGAUUUUGGACUACAGCUGUUCGCAGGAGCGAGACGCCCAGAAGACCAUCUGGCUGGAUAAGUGCGUGGGCGAGCUGAAAUCUGGAGACAGCUGGGUGCUGCCGGCCUUGCGUCUUAUCCGGGACAUUUGCUGCCUGUACGACACCACUCCGAAUCAUGCUCCGCGCACGCAGACGGGAACGAAUCGGCAGCAAGUGAUCGAGCGUUUGCAAAACGAUUACACACUGGUUAUUCUCGUGACGAACAGUCUGACAGCGUACAUGGAAAAGGUGCGUCAAAUGGUGGCCGAGACGCCCGGACUGGAUCCAGCUACCAUUUUGAUCGAUCAGCGAUUUCCGCACCAUGCCCAGAUCGCCGAGAGACUGGAGUUCCUCAAGUUUCUCCUAAAGGACGGGCAGUUGUGGCUGUGCGCCGAUCAAGCCAAACAGAUCUGGCACUGCCUGGCGGUGAGUGCCGUCUUUCCGGCGGAUCGUGAGGAGUGCUUCCGCUGGUUCGGCAAGCUGAUGGGCGAGGAACCCGACCUGGAUCCCGGCAUCAACAAGGACUUCUUCGAGAACAACAUCCUUCAGCUGGAUCCGCACCUGCUCACCGAGAGCGGAAUCAAGUGCUUUGAGCGCUUCUUCAAGGCGGUGAACUCCAAGGAGGACAAGCUGAAAGCGAUACACAGAGGUUAUAUUCUGGACAACGAAGAUCUCAUUGGCAAGGACUACCUGUGGCGGGUGAUUACGACGGGAGGCGAGGACAUAGCCGGUAAGGCGAUCGAUCUGUUGAAGGAGGUGUCGACGGCGUUGAGUCCCAGGCUGCAAGAGAACGUUGCCGAGUUCCAUGAGAUGUUCAUCGGCGAGUGUUGUUCCCGCCUGCGCAACCAUUAUGGAAAUAUAAUGAUCCUGGGCAAGACUCAGCUGCAGGACGAGCUCGAGGCGCCCGAUCAGUCGGACAACGCCAAUGACGAGUCGAAGGACGCCAAGAUGCGCUUCAUCGAGGCGGAGAAGAUGUGUCGCAUACUCAAGGUGCUGCAGGAGUACGUGAAGGAGUGCGACCGCUCCUAUAGUGGCGACCGCGUCCACCUGCCCCUCAGUCGGGUUACGCGGGGCAAGAACACUAUUCUGUACAUACGCUUCCAGACUCCGGGGCGGCCCAUCGACGACCUGGAGAUUGUGACGCACAGCAACGAAACGAUGGCCGCGUUCAAGAGGAGCCUCCUCAAACGGAUCAAGGGCACCUCCACGGCCAACAUCAAGGUUGAUCUCUUCUACACGAACGGCGAGAUGAUCGAGGUCUCUGACGAGAUUAAUCCGUUGUACCAGUACACUAUCCGGGACAAGAUGGUUCUCACGGCCAAGCUAACGCCAGUGGGCACCGGCUUGGCCAGCAGCCCCGACUCCUCGAGUGACUCCAGCACCGGUUCACCGCCUCGCCCCUGCCCCGACAUGCAGCGCAUUGAGUCUGAGAGCACCUUGCCCGGGGUAAUCAUAUCGCAGAACUACCAGUACACCGAGUUCUUCCUGAAGCUCUAUCAGCUGGGCAGCGACCUGGAGCACGGCCGUCUGAGGGACAGCGCCAAAGUGCUGCUCCACUUGCUGCCCUGCGAUCGCCAGACGACGCGACAGCUUCAGCUCAUGUGCCGGGUGCCCAAGGCGGCCAUUGCUGCUGUGGCUGUGGGAGAGAAGGCUGCCAAGGAGGACGAGGAGAAGCAGAAUUCAAGUGACCAGUCAUCGAGCGAUCCCGAGGAGGAACACUGCACGCCGGAACAGAUGUUCCUCCACCCGACACCAGCCCAGGUUCUGUACAACUUGAGCGUUCUGCACGGGCUGCUGAUUCCUGCCCUGGACCCUCUGGGCGAGGCAGCCCUGCAGGUUCAAUCCGCUUGGAUGCACUCGGGCUGCGCCCACUUUGUACUGGAACUGCUGACAAAGAAUAAUUUCCUGCCCAGCGCUGACAUGCACACGAAACGGGCGUCGUUCCAGUGUGUGCUGCGCUUGGCGAAGCUGUUCCUGUACAUCGUGGGCAGUGUGUUGUCCCGUGUUGGGGACGAGCCCAUGAUCUGCGACCUGGACAAUGGAGCCCGUUCCCAAGUGGACAUCCUGAAGCAGAACUUCUCGACGAUGCCAAACAGCUCGCAAGGCACCUUGCGGGCCAUCUCCGCCAAGUUGGCGGUGAUGCUGGCACGCGAGAUGCUGUCGGCCACUCCGGAGGGUGAGCGCUGCCGCACACUGUUCAGCUCCACAUUGCAGUGGUCGUGUCCGGACAUCUCCACCAUCAAGGCGGUGGUGCAGCUGGCGUGGGCCUCGUCCUGCGGGAAUCUCCAGGCCCUGGGCAGCAGCAGCAACGCUGGCGGAGACUUUGAGGACGAGGUGAUCGUGCCCGAUGGCCAGGACUUUAGCAUGUGCAAAGAGGCGUUGGAAGUGCUAACCAUUUCGUUCAUACUAAAUCCGAGUGCCAACGAGGCCCUAAGCAGCGACGCCAACUGGCCGAAGUUCAUCACAUCGAUCGUGCUCAAGAAUCCGUUGCGGCAUGUGCGGCAGGUGGCCUCGGAGCAGCUGUUUCUGGCCUCCACCUACUGUGCCGGCGACCGGCGGCCAUUCGUCUACAUGGUCAACUUGUUGGUGGGAGCUCUGAAAACCCUGGUUCCCCAAUACGAGGCCACUUGUGCAGAGUUCUUCUCCAUGCUCUGUCGCACACUGUCCUAUGGUUGCAUCUACAACUGGCCGCUGCAGAUCGGCGAGGGACUUUUGGGCGAUGAGAUCAAGUGGCUGCAACGCAUCCGGGAGAACGUUCGGGCUACCGGUGACACCCAGGUGCACGAGGAGCUGCUGGAGGGGCAUUUGUGCCUGGCCAAGGAGCUUAUGUUCUUCCUCGUCCCGGACUCGAAGGCACAGCUCAAUGAGCUCAUCCACGAGCUCAUCGAUGACUUCCUGUUUACGGCCUCGCGCGAAUUCCUGCAUUUACGGCGGCACGGCAGCCUUCGGCAGGACACAGUGCCGCCUCCCGUUUGCCGCAGUCCGCACACGAUUGCCGCCGCCUGCGACCUUCUAAUUGCCUUGUGCCAGCUCUGUGUUCCUAAUAUGAAGCUACUCACCAAUACACUAAUCGACUUUGUUUGCACGGACACGGAUCCGUUGCGCGAGUGGGAUUAUCUGCCGCCGGUUGGCGCCAGGCCCACAAAGGGUUUCUGCGGACUUAAAAAUGCCGGGGCCACCUGCUACAUGAAUUCGGUUCUGCAGCAGCUAUAUAUGGUGCCGGCGGUGCGGGUGGGCAUUCUGCGGGCCCACGGUGCUGCCACCAACGAUGGCGAGGACUUCAGCGGCGAUUCUGAUUUGACGGGCGGCGGUCUGGGACCAGCUCUCUUCUCGGGUCCCUCCGCUGCCCUAGUCUCCUUCUCCUCGUCGUCGUCGUCAUCGUCGGGCGCUGGCGAGGAUGGGGCCCAGGAUGUCCGGAAAAACUACCACGUGGUUAUUCUGAAGCACGUUCAGGCCAUAUUUGCCCACCUGGGUCACAGCGCUCUGCAGUUCUAUGUGCCCCGCGGACUAUGGACGCAUUUCAAACUGCAAGGAGAACCUGUGAAUCUGCGGGAGCAGCAGGAUGCUGUGGAGUUCUUCAUGUCCCUGUUCGAGAGCCUCGACGAGGGACUGAAGGCACUCGGCCAUCCGCAGCUGAUGAACGCCACGCUGGGCGGCUCUUUCAGUGACCAGAAGAUCUGCCAAGAGUGCCCCCAUCGCUACUCCAAAGAGGAACCAUUUAGUGUAUUUAGUGUCGAUAUUAGGAAUCAUAGCUCAUUAACCGAAUCUCUAGAGCAGUACGUCAAAGGGGAGCUGCUCGAGGGAGCGGAUGCAUACCAUUGUGAUAAAUGUGAUAAAAAAGUAGUUACCGUUAAGCGGCUAUGCGUGAAGAAGCUGCCACCCGUGUUAGCCAUACAACUGAAGCGCUUCGAAUACGACUACGAGCGCGUCUGUGCGAUUAAAUUUAAUGAUUAUUUUGAAUUUCCGCGUAUUCUGGAUAUGGAGCCCUACACAGUGUCUGGCCUAGCUAAGCUAGAGGGCGAAGUGGUGGAGGUGGGUGAUAAUUGUCAAACAAACGUUGAAACAACAAAGUACGAACUGACCGGCAUUGUGGUGCACAGUGGACAGGCCUCCGGGGGCCACUACUUCAGCUACAUACUAUCCAAAAACCCAGCGAAUGGUAAGUGCCAGUGGUACAAGUUUGACGAUGGCGAGGUAACCGAGUGCAAAAUGCACGAGGACGAGGAAAUGAAGGCACAGUGCUUCGGUGGCGACUACAUGGGCGAAAUUUACGAUAACAAUCUGAAACGGAUGCAGUACCGCCGCCAGAAGCGUUGGUGGAACGCCUACAUGCUGUUCUAUACGCGCUGCGACCAGAAUCCCGUACAGUUCGAGCCAAGUGUGGAGCAACUGUCGCUAACGGAAAGCCGAAACAUGGUCCUGCCCCUGCCUAAGCCCAUCGAGCGUAGCGUACGCCAUCAAAAUAUAAGGUUUCUGCAUUCACGUAGCAUCUUCUCCGUGGAGUUCUUCAACUUCAUAAAGAAGCUGGUCAGCUGCAAUAUCCCAUCUGUCCGGAGCGAUAAGAUCACACCCGCCGCCGAGGAGCUUUCCCUGUUGGGCGUACAAUUGGCAUCACAGUUCCUGUUCCACACUGGUUUCCGUACGAAGAAAUCACUGCGCGGUCCCGUCAUUGAUUGGUACGAUACGCUUUCCCAUCAUAUACGCUCCUCGGCACUGGUGCGGAAGUGGUUUGCCAACCACGCCCUGCUGUCGCCUCCCUCUCGCCUGGGUGAAUACAUCCUAAUGGCGCCCUCGCCGGAAGUGCGCACGGUGUUCGUGAAGCUGGUAGUGUUCUUCUGUCACUUCGCCAUCCACGAUGAGCCAUUGCCCGGGUUCGAUGGCGCCAAUCUCUGCGAGCAAGUGCUCAUCAGUGUGCUGCGUCUGUUGAAGUCAGAGGCAGCCGACUACGGUAAACAUCUGCCGCACUACUUCAGCCUUUUCAGCAUGUAUGUGGGGCUCGGAACUCGCGAGAAGCAGCAGCUGUUAAAACUAAACGUCCCGCUGCAGUUCAUUCAAGUAGCCCUCGACGAUGGCCCAGGUCCGGCCAUCAAGUACCAGUACCCGGAGUUCAGCAAACUCCACCAAGUGGUUUCCCACUUGGUGCGUUGCAGUGAUGUGAGCGAGAAGUGUCAGAGCUCGAACCAGAACGCCCGACCCCUUCCCAAUCCGUUCAAGGAUGCAACGGUAUCGCAAGAGGAGCUCACACCCCUGUCCACCGAGUGCAUGGACCUCCUGUUCAACCGCACUGGCUACAUCAAGAAGGUCAUUGAGGACACAAACGUGGGCGACGAAGGCCUGAAGCUGCUGCAGUAUUGCAGCUGGGAGAACCCUCACUUCUCACGGGCUGUACUCACAGAGUUGUUGUGGCAGUGCGGCUUUGCCUACUGCCACGACAUGCGCCACCACACGGACCUGCUGCUGAACAUCCUGCUUAUUGAGGACUCGUGGCAGCACCACCGCAUCCACAAUGCGCUGAAUGGAGUGGCCGAGGAGCGCGAGGGACUGUUGGACACAAUUCAGCGGGCCAAAACGCACUAUCAGAAACGGGCAUACCAGAUAAUCAAAUGCCUGACGCAGCUGUUCCACAAGUCCGAGAUUGCUCUGCAGAUGCUCAACACCAACGCCACCAUCAGCCGGCACUGGAGCGUUGCCGUCGAGUGGCUGCAGGACGAGCUGGAGCGGCAGCGGGGCAUCGGCUGUCAGUACAACUCCUACUCUUGGUCGCCGCCGGCUCAAAGCAACGACAACACCAAUGGGUACAUGCUGGAGCGGUCGCAGUCGGCUAGAAACACAUGGACCAUGGCCUAUGAGCUCUGUCCAGAUGAGAUAACCGAGAAACCGGAUCAGGACGAGAACAACGAGUCUGAUUUGGAGUCCAAUCUAGACGAAAACAAAGCGGACCCGGCAGCACAGACUGCAGAAACGCAGGAAGGCUUAACUGGAGGCACGGAAUUGGUGGGCGAUGCCAAGCCUGCCACCACCAGUAGUCCCUCAACUGGCGCCUGGCUGGCUCGAGGGGAUAAUAAUGCCAUCCCACGGCUCUCGCGACAGCUCUUUGGAGUGUAUACAGCAACAACACCCGCAACGACAACGACGCCAGCAGCAACGGCGGGCAGUGGGGCAAAUAGCGAGACUGAGAGCAGCGCUCAGGAGACGACAACCGGAGAGACGACGUUAAAUGGGCUGACCAAUCGAUUGGACCAUAUGGAAAUCAAGGCCAAAAAGAUAUAUCCCAAAAACUUCAGUAUGACGGCAAAAAAGCUAGAAAGUAAGGAGAGGAGUGCUGAGGAGGCGGCGCCCGAUUCGUCGGAGGCAACCACGGAGUUGACAACGACAAAUCCCCCAACAACGUCAGCACCGACAUCCGGAACAACCACAGCAGCACCCACUGGAGCGGGCGAGCUCACAACGAGAAUAGAGAAGAACUUAAUUUAGAACGGGGAAAGCGGAAAGAAAGUAGGUCGCAAAAGAGUGACCGGAAACGAACAGUUCUUUGCAAUAAAAUGUAAUCGCAACCUAACAAGAGCAGCAACUUAUGAGCAUCCAUAGCGAUAAGUGAAUCACAUAAGCAGCCUGACAAUGAGAGCGGCGUGGGCCGGUGUUUUACUAGUGGGGCUCCCGCCGUCGAAAAAGAGACUUAAUGAGUUAAAGUGCGAUCGUAGAGAAGAAUCCGUAGAUAUAAAAAAAAAUGGAGAACAUACAUACAUAUAUAUAUAUAUUAAAAGCGGUCUGAUAGUGAAGAGUCGCAAGUCAAGUAUCGAGAGUCGAGAGGAGGGUAUGUACGAGUACCAACCAAGGUGUUUAAUAGAUAUCGAACUUUACAAUUACCUUAAAAACAUCAUAUACAGAUACAAAUACAGACACCUUAAAAACACAAAUUACCCACUACAAAAAAAACUUAUAACAAAAUAAAAAAAAAAGAAAAAAACAAGAAACCAACACCCCACUUGCAUCAUACAUGAACGCAAACAAAGAAACACACUCAUAAAUACUAAGAUGCGUUAAGUUGCACGUUUAAAGUACCAUAUAAUUGUAUUUAUAUAGUAUAUAAAUGAUGUAUUACGUAUUGAAGCCGAGCAACAUUUACUAAUACUAACCGAUAAACAAAAUUAUAAUAAAAAAAAAAAUCAAAACAAAAAACAAAAAAAGAAAAUAUAGAUACGAUUCUAGGGAAACAACUAAUCGAAACGAAACGAUCGGCUGAAUGUAAGAAUUAGGGCAAGAAACCAAAUUGCAUCUUCAGUACUCAGUACUCGCCUGAAACUGUUUCCAUAAUCAUAUUUCAAUUGCGUUAAUCAAGUUAGAGGGAUGCUAAAUCAAAACAACAGAACAAGUAUAAACUCAAAAGCAAAAUGGACUAAAGCAAAUCGAAACGAGCAUAAAGGAAACUUGAUUAUGUUUAUACUAAGUAUAUAUAAAUAUAUUUUUAAUUGAUUAGUGUUUUGUAUUAAGUGAAAUUUGUUAAACAUUUAUUAAAUUAUUAUGUUUUAAGUUGCAAAAUAAAAGCGAAUUGUAAGCAAG
Molecule: messenger RNA, 10341 nt
Organism: Drosophila ananassae
Lineage: Eukaryota; Metazoa; Arthropoda; Insecta; Diptera; Drosophilidae
Gene: faf
Product: probable ubiquitin carboxyl-terminal hydrolase FAF
Exons: 18
Coding region: 910-9255 (2781 amino acids)
Biological process (GO): protein deubiquitination; cell migration
Cellular component (GO): cytosol; nucleus
Molecular function (GO): cysteine-type endopeptidase activity; cysteine-type deubiquitinase activity
Source: RefSeq, a predicted model, not a curated record